GAUUGGCCUCGCAUAGCCCAACCCUGUUUUGGCCGCUGCUGACAUAUAAACCAUUUGCAAAAGCACUUCGGCCUCACUCCUAUAACUACUUCUCCUAUAUUACAGCAAACAUCCACAGGUUGCAUUUUACAUUAUGUUCUUUGUAAUUCAAUCAGUAACUCAGGUAGAAGAUAAGUUCAUCGGGUAAUGGAGUGCGCAUGAGAUCAAUUGUUGAAGUAUCUAUAGCCUGUAAGUAACAGGCCAAUUAACCUAUGCAUAAAGAUGAACAAGCCUCUAGGUUCUAUAUUUAUAUAUAUAUAUAUAUAGCAGACCAGUCAUCAGUUGUUGCAUUCAAGAAGAAGUUAGGCUUCAGGCUUAUACAAAAUAAUAUAUAGAGCAUUCAUAUAUCAAUGGAAGCUUUAUUGAGGCCUUUCUGGUUUUGAACUAUCAGCAGCUUCUUUUUCCUAUCAUGAGGAUGACAUUCUUUUUUUUUUGCUUUUUACCAUCCUCUUUACUGGCCAAUGGGGCACUGGUUUGAUUCACAGCAUGUGACAAAAUAUCUAACUUCUAUAUAACCCAUAUCUGUCUGAACUAUAUAUAACCCUGGAAGCAACACAUGGGAUGCUGAAGGCCAGACUGAGUGUCAUCAUCAUCUAUACAGACUAUACUAGGUGCAUCACAGCAGGCCUUUUUUGUACAGACUCACAUGUGGAAUUAAGGUGCCUCCUGAUGUGACGGAUAUGGCCACAUGAAAUUUGCCCUCAAAUCUAUGUAAAAGGUAUUCCACAAUGGAGAGAUUUAUAUGUACAUAGUCAUCCCUUUGUUAGAAGAGGACGAGAAAGCCUACAAAAAGGCUGUUGACUUGGUUGAGUUGGGUUGGGUAUUAGGGAUUGGGGGAAGUGUUGGCAGCAGUUCAAAGAUACUACAGGCUGAGCAUUUAGACUUUCUGCAGGAAUAUGUUCUUAUGAAAUCUAUGCUAAUCUGCCUGCAUCUCUUCAGUCUGCUUGUCCUCUCCAUGAUUCACGUGCUUUCUCAAAUUCUUAAUUAUUAGCUAGGAUUUUAGGUUGAGGUUAAGCUGGUUAUUAAUUAAUUAAGUUUCAAUCUAAAUCCAACCUAAAUUUACAAGUCCAUUUGAGUUUUUUCAAGCCAAAUAAUUUUUCUUCUUACUACCCAAUUGCACUCAUUCAACUCACACUUAGCACUCCUGCUAUGAUUAGAGAUCCAGCAGUUCAAAUUUUACUCAAUGAUAAGUGGAAUCAACCCAUUUGGAGUGACCAAGAGCAUCCAAAAAUGGACCACAGCAACAUUCCGCCUCAAUAAAAUAGAGUCUCUAUGAUCAUGGCAUAACAACUUUGAGAAAAUGUGACAAAAGCAUAGGUAAGGUAACACUAGCAUUUAGUAAUUUAAAACUUGCUUUCACAAGGCCAUUAAUUAAUUAAUCAUAUGACAUUAAGACACAGCCACAUAAAGGCUUAGCUGAAGAUUUAGCCCAAGUCCAUUUAAGAUAAUGGAUUUAUAAUUAGUUUUCUAUAUUUGCAUGGUUGGUAACUUCAUAUGUAUCUUAAUUUUCUGAAGGAAAGCAUUUGAGUGGGUGAUAAGCUAUAGACAGAACCAUAAGUUCGUUGAAAAAGCAUUUUGGAUUUGAGGAAAAUUGAUCAUGAGAUGAGCACUCUUCCUCAUACCCCAGAAAACAAUAUGGACGUAGAAGACAGUUUUCAAACACUUGUGGCCCCUCCACAAAUGCUGUCCUUGAAACCAGUAAAUACAUGGCUAAAAAGGGCCAUGUGUUGACCUGGUCUCUCACCAUGAAUUCAUUUUCAAUUCUUCUAACCUUCUAAAGCCUUUCCACAUAAUCUCUUUCGGUCUCUCUUCAGUCAAAUUUUCUACAUGCCCCACAUUAGGCGGGACAAACUCCAUCAAUGAUCACCAAUUUCUCACCCUUUUGGCUGCCCAUUCCUUUCCCUUCCCUUCCCUUCUCCUUUCUAACAUACAACGCAUGCCAUUGUUGAUCAAGAUUAGUGGGUUCUAAACCCAAGUCAUUAUUCUUCCAAGUGAUUCAUCGAAAUUGGAUUCUGGCGAUGUUUCUCAGUGAAUUAGCUUCAAAAUAGGGUGGUUUUCUAGCCUAGGGUCUCCAUCAAAUAAGAAGCCUUGACUGCCACUUCAAGAAUCGGUUUUCAUAUGCAGGAAAUGUAAUCAUCUAAAGCUUACUAAAGCUUAAAGCCUGGAGGUGUAUGUGUUCAUGUCAAUCUUGUUAAGGAGACAAAAGAAAAGGCCAUUGAAAAGAUUUAGAAAUUGAAUAGACAAUGGACUCUCUGUCAAGCACUGCAUCAAAAAAGGCCAUACGUAGCCCAGGAGGGUCUUCUGGUUCCCAGAACAAUCGUAAUUCCAAUGGGCAAACGGUGAAAUUUGCGAGAAGAACUUCAAGUGGGAGAUAUGUGAGUCUGUCCAGAGAUGAUCUUGAUAUGUCUGGCGAAAUACCAGGAGACUACAUGAACUACACGGUUCACAUUCCUCCAACACCAGACAAUCAACCGAUGGACACCUCUGUGGCUGUCAAGGCAGAAGAGCAAUAUGUCUCGAAUUCCCUUUUCACAGGGGGGUUCAAUAGUGUGACUCGUGCCCAUCUCAUGGACAAGGUGAUUGAAUCUGAAGUGACUCAUCCUCAAAUGGCUGGAGCCAAGGGCUCUGCAUGUUCCAUGCCUGCUUGUGAUGGCAAGGUCAUGAAGGAUGAGAGAGGAGUUGAUGUCACCCCUUGUGCAUGCAGGUUCAAAAUCUGCAGAGAUUGCUAUAUGGACGCCCUGAAGGAUACUGGUUUAUGUCCAGGGUGCAAGGAGCCAUAUAAGAUGGGAGACUAUGAUGAUGAUGUUCCAGACUUUUCAAGUGGAGCACUACCAUUGCCAGCUCCGGAUGACCCAAAAGGAAAUAUGUCAGUGAUGAAGAGGAACCAAACCGGAGAGUUUGAUCACAACAGGUGGUUGUUUGAGACAAAGGGAACAUAUGGCUAUGGCAAUGCAUUCUGGCCGCAAGAUGGUGGGGACGAGAGGGAUGAAGAGUUCCAGGGAGGUGCUAUAGAAACUAUGGACAAGCCAUGGAAGCCUCUCAGCAGGAAAAUGCCCGUCCCUGCAGCCAUCCUCAGCCCUUACAGGUUGCUGAUUGCUGUUCGAUUUGUGGUGCUGGGUUUCUUCUUGACAUGGAGACUGAGGCAUAAAAACGAGGACGCCAUCUGGUUAUGGUUUAUGUCCGUGAUAUGUGAAUUGUGGUUUGGCUUCUCAUGGAUCCUGGAUCAGGUCCCUAAGCUAUGUCCCGUCAACCGUUCCACUGACCUCCAGGCCCUCUGGGACAAAUUCGACAUGCCCUCCCCGACCAACCCCACUGGCCGCUCUGACCUCCCAGCCGUGGACAUGUUUGUGUCCACCGCUGAUCCUGAGAAAGAGCCUCCUCUUGUCACUGCCAACACUAUUCUUUCCAUCCUAGCAGUUGAUUAUCCUGUGGAGAAGAUCGCUUGUUACAUAUCCGACGAUGGGGGUGCCCUCCUCACAUUCGAGGCCAUGGCGGAGGCUUGCAGCUUUGCUGAUUUGUGGGUUCCCUUUUGCCGGAAACAUGAUAUUGAGCCAAGGAAUCCUGAGAGCUACUUCAGCAUAAAGGGAGACCCCACCAAGAACAAGAGCAGGUCUGAUUUUGUGAAGGAUAGGAGAAAGAUCAAGAGGGAGUACGACGAGUUCAAGGUGAGGAUCAAUGGCCUGCCCGACUCGAUCAGGAGAAGAUCAGAUGCCUUCAAUGCGAGAGAGGAGAUGAAGAUGUUGAAGCACAUGAGGGAGAGCGGAGGGGACCCUAUGGAGCCGAUUAAGGUCCAGAAGGCUACCUGGAUGGCUGAUGGUACCCACUGGCCUGGAGCUUGGGCGGUCCCUAGCAGAGACCACGCCAAAGGUGACCAUGCAGGGAUACUACAGGUGAUGCUGAAGCCACCCAGUAGUGAUGUGCUAAUGGGAGGAGCCGACGACAAGAUCAUCGACUUCACCGACGUAGAUAUACGCUUACCCAUGUUUGUGUACAUGUCGCGUGAGAAGCGACAAGGCUACGAUCAUAACAAGAAAGCAGGCGCCAUGAACGCCCUGGUGCGAUGCUCUGCAAUUUUGUCCAAUGGCCCAUUUAUUCUUAACCUGGACUGUGAUCACUACAUCUACAACUGCAAAGCCGUGCGUGAAGGAAUGUGCUUUAUGAUGGAUAGAGGCGGUGAAAGCAUCUGCUACAUUCAGUUUCCUCAGAGGUUCGAAGGCAUUGAUCCCUCCGACCGCUAUGCCAAUAACAACACUGUGUUUUUCGAUGGCAACAUGCGUGCCCUGGAUGGUGUGCAGGGACCUGUUUAUGUGGGGACCGGCUGCAUGUUCAGGCGCUUUGCGCUUUAUGGGUUUGAUCCACCAGACCCUGACAAGGCUCAUAAGGUGGGCUCUGAGAUGCAAAACUUGGGGCCAAGUGAUUUCGACUCUGAUCUGGAUGUGAACCUCCUGCCCAAGCGCUUUGGAAAUUCUACACUUCUGGCUGAGUCUAUACCUAUUGCUGAGUUCCAAGCCCGCCCCCUUGCUGAUCAUCCUGCCAUCAAGUAUGGACGCCGCCCCGGUGCUCUCAGGCAGCCGCGUGAGCCACUUGAUGCCUCCGCUGUGGCUGAGGCCGUCUCUGUCAUCUCUUGUUGGUAUGAGGACAAAACAGAGUGGGGUGACCGGGUGGGUUGGAUCUACGGCUCAGUCACAGAAGACGUGGUGACAGGCUACCGCAUGCACAACCGUGGCUGGCACUCUGUCUACUGCAUCACCAAGCGUGACGCCUUUCGCGGUUCAGCUCCGAUCAACCUCACAGACCGGCUCCACCAGGUGCUCCGAUGGGCCACAGGCUCCGUGGAGAUUUUUUUCUCUAGAAACAAUGCCUUUCUGGCCAGCCGCAAGCUCAAGUUUCUCCAGCGUCUGGCUUACCUUAAUGUCGGCAUCUACCCAUUCACCUCCAUGUUCCUAGUGGUUUACUGCUUCCUCCCCGCUCUCUCCCUUCUCUCCGGCCACUUCAUUGUCCAAACCCUAAAUAUAGCGUUUCUUUUAUACCUGCUGACAAUAUCCAUUUGUCUGAUUCUCCUAGCCAUCUUGGAGGUGAAAUGGUCAGGAGUGGGGUUGGAGGAUUGGUGGAGGAAUGAGCAGUUUUGGCUCAUCUCUGGAACCAGCGCCCACUUGGCUGCUGUGGUGCAAGGCCUUCUAAAAGUGAUUGCAGGGAUUGAAAUCUCUUUCACACUGACUUCCAAGUCUUCAGGAGAUGAGAAUGAAGACAUAUACGCAGAGCUGUAUCUUGUAAAGUGGACUUCAUUGAUGAUUCCACCGAUUGUGAUUGGGAUGAUGAAUAUACUGGCGAUUGCAGUAGCAUUUUCUAGGACAAUAUACAGUGCCAUCCCUCAGUGGAGUAAGUUCAUAGGUGGGGCUUUCUUCAGCUUCUGGGUGUUGGCUCAUUUGUAUCCUUUCGCCAAGGGGUUGAUGGGGAGGCGAGGGAAGACUCCCACAAUUGUGUUUGUCUGGUCUGGUCUCAUCGCCAUUACACUCUCCUUGCUCUGGAUUUCCAUCAACCCACCAAAAGGAGCCACUUCAGCAACUCUCAAUGGAGGCUUUCAAUUCCCAUGAGGGUGGAGCAGUUAAUGAAUUACAUUUCAGCCUAUCAUUUCAUUUUUAACACAGAACUGAUGCACUCAACCACACAACUUUAUGGACAAACCCAGGGAACUUGUAAGUAAUUAAUGGGUCAGUGAAGCUGAUUGUGUCUAUCCCUUUUCUUUUCUUUUUUUUCUUUUUUUAUGGCAUUAUAUGUUUCACAUUCUUGCAGAUGGGUAGUGUUGAAGAAAAAUGAGGUAUGAGGUUUAAAUGAUAGGUUUAUGAAGAAGGGUUUGUGAUGAGUGAACUUGAGAGUAGAGGGGAUAUUCAGUUGAUAAAAAGGGAAGAGAUGCAUGUAAGUCCAUGUACUUAAAAGCAUUGUCGUUGUGUAUGUACUAUGUAAGCAAUGACUCGUAUUUCCAA
Molecule: messenger RNA, 6023 nt
Organism: Vitis vinifera (wine grape)
Lineage: Eukaryota; Viridiplantae; Streptophyta; Magnoliopsida; Vitales; Vitaceae
Product: cellulose synthase-like protein D4
Exons: 5
Coding region: 2283-5633 (1116 amino acids)
Biological process (GO): cellulose biosynthetic process; plant-type primary cell wall biogenesis
Cellular component (GO): trans-Golgi network; plasma membrane
Molecular function (GO): mannan synthase activity; cellulose synthase (UDP-forming) activity
Source: RefSeq, a predicted model, not a curated record